AUGCUGGGCAUAGGCAUCGACAUCCUCUCGAUCACCCGCUUCGAGGGUCUCCUAGCUCGUCGGGGAGCUCAGGCUCUCGCUCGUCGGAUAUGCUCAAAGAGGGAGUAUGACGAGUUCCGGUCCGUCCCCGCGGACCAGCACGUCAAGUACCUCAGCUCGAGGUGGUGCCUAAAAGAAGCGGCCUACAAAUCCCUCUCCUCUCACAGUCAUCCCCGCUGGACAGGCUUCGACAUCCAUACUUCCUCCUACUCCGCGCCCACUAUACGCUUUACGGACCGCCUUUUGCUCCGCUCGGGCGCGACGCUGAGAAGGGAGGAGGUGGAGAUGAUGGCGAGUCUGUCGAAUGACGCGGGGGUGGUUGUGGGGGUUGUCAUCGCCAUGAGGAAGGGGUGA
Messenger RNA from Dioszegia hungarica, 393 nucleotides. RefSeq names its product 4'-phosphopantetheinyl transferase superfamily. Gene Ontology annotation, biological process: fatty acid biosynthetic process. The coding region runs from base 1 to 393 and encodes 130 amino acids. NCBI's taxonomy places the organism in Eukaryota, Fungi, Basidiomycota, Tremellomycetes, Tremellales, Bulleribasidiaceae. The record is from RefSeq and is a predicted model, not a curated record. The transcript has 2 exons. Gene Ontology annotation, molecular function: holo-[acyl-carrier-protein] synthase activity; magnesium ion binding.